Messenger RNA from Teleopsis dalmanni, 513 nucleotides. RefSeq lists its product as uncharacterized. The transcript is spliced from 2 exons. Lineage: Eukaryota; Metazoa; Arthropoda; Insecta; Diptera; Diopsidae. Bases 1 to 513 code for a protein of 170 amino acids. The record is from RefSeq and is a predicted model, not a curated record.
AUGUCAAAACUACACAAAUCUCUUCCAAGCAGAAUCGAUAUCAUAAUUGGAUCAGAUUUGAUACCUGAAAUUUCACAAACAAAGAUUCGAAAAAUCAAUGGAUUGAUCUUGCAAGAGACAUCUUUGGGAUGGGUAGUUUCAGGAAAUAUAGAACGUACAGCAGCCAAAAAUAUAACAACAGCAAGUGCUACAGUAGAUAUAGCAGAUCUAGAACGAUUUUGGGAAAUUGAAGAAGAAGCAGAAGACAUCAGCAAAGAAAAUGAACGAUGUGAAGAGCACUUCAAAACAAAUACUAAACGAACUGAAGAUGGAAAAUUUACUGUAGCAAUUCCUUUCAAAGAUGAUAAACAACUAGGCAACUCCAGGAAAUUAGCAACGGCAAGAUUAUUAAGUAUGGAAAGAAAAUUUAUUCAAAAUCCAUCUCUAAAAGAAGAAUACUCCAAAUUUAUGAAAGAGUAUCUCAAUUUAGGCCAUAUGAAACCAGCAAAUUCGUUCAAUAAAGGAAAAUAUUAA